CGCUGAUACCUCUCAAAUUACCAGCUAGCUAGCUAGAUCGAGCAUUGUACUUGCCUGCCCUUGGACAGAGUUGUCAUUGCCAAACGGAGAAACAAAAACACGGCCACCAAGCAAAGAUUCAGACCCAAGCCCGCUCAGCUUGGCGCUGUUGUUGAUGUUUUCCCUUCCAGAUCCGACAAUCGACCUCCACUGGAGCGACUAUCAUGGAGGUAGGAUAUGACGAAGCGUGAUCCCUAUCGUUUGGAUCCAGCUUGUUCUUACAGUUUUCUUUAGCCAUCCAUGAGAUAUUCGCUUCCAAUGCCAAGCGCUUUCCGGACAGGGAGUGUGUAGUUGAGACCAAAGGGUCGCGGACUGUGCAGCGCAGUUUCACAUAUCGCCAGAUUCAUGAGAGCUCCAAUCAAUUGGCACAUCACUUCCUGGCUCAUGGGUGCGAAGUGGGAGAUGUGGUCAUGAUAUAUGCUUACAGAGGGGUUGACCUGGUCGUUGCCUAUAUGGGUGCUCUUAAGGCAGGUGCAACUGUCAGCGUGCUGGACCCCCAGUACCCUCCAGAGCGCCAGAAAAUCCUCUUGGACGUUGCACGCCCUAGAUUCCUAGUCUGCAUUCAGAGGGCCAAUGCGGAGUUCGGCAAGCCUUCUGAUAUCGUCAUGGACUUCGUGGCGAGCAAUCUGAGCAUCAAGACGACUGUUCCAUCCCUAGAGCUUCUCGACAAUGGGGAGCUCAGGGGUGGCAAUGUGAACGGCGAAGAUUGUCUCCAGCCCAAUACCUCUGACAUCUCUGGUGUCUUGGUCGGCCCUGAUUCUAUUCCCACACUGAGUUUUACCAGCGGAUCUGAGGGCAGGCCGAAAGGUGUUCAGGGACGCCAUUUUUCUUUGACAUAUUAUUUCCCUUGGAUGGCGCAGAGAUUUGGUCUUUCGGAAGCGGAUAAAUUCACCAUGCUGUCCGGCAUUGCUCAUGACCCCAUUCAACGGGAUAUUUUCACCCCGCUCUUCUUAGGCGCCAAAUUGGUUAUCCCUCCUGCCGAUGCUAUCACCUACGAACUGCUUGCGGAAUGGAUGAAAGAGCAUAGCGUGACGGUGACGCACCUGACUCCCGCCAUGGGCCAAAUUCUGGUUGGCGGCGCCACAGCUCAAUUCCCGUCCCUCCGGAAUGCCUUUUUCGUCGGCGAUCUCCUGACUAAGAAAGAUUGCAGAAAGCUGCGCGACCUUGCACCCAACGUCACUGUUAUAAACCUCUAUGGGUCGACCGAGUCGCAGCGUGCUGUGUCUUUCUUCGAGGUGCCAAGCAAAGCUCGCGACCCUGCCUUUCUGGAAACUUUGCCAGAUAUCAUUCCGGUGGGCCAAGGAAUGCUGGAUGUCCAACUCUUGGUCGUCGAUCGCGACGACAAGACAAAGCUCUGCGGGAUAGGGGAGCAAGGGGAGCUCUUCCUUCGAGCAGGGGGACUCGCAGAAGGAUACCUUGGGGACGACGAGAAGACAGCGGAACUCAACAAGUCUAAGUUUCUGACCAACUGGUUUGUUGAUCCCGCCAAAUGGAUGAAGCAGUACGAGCAACAGAAUGCUACGGGAGCCCAUGAGGCAUGGAGAAAACUUUACAAGGGACCGCGAGAUCGCAUAUAUCGAACUGGUGAUCUUGGUCGAAUCCGUCCUGACGGAAGUGUUGAGUGCACAGGCCGUGUUGAUUUGCAAGUGAAGAUUCGUGGCUUUCGGAUUGAGCUAGGCGAGAUUGAUGUAAACCUGUCACAGCAUCCAUUCGUGCGCGAAAAUGUCACCACAGUUCGAAGAGACAAGAACGAGGAGCAAACCCUUGUCACCUAUUUUGUACCCGAGACAAAACGCUGGUUUCAAUAUAUCCAGCAGCAAGAAGGUGGGAAAGCGGUCGACCCAGACUUGGGAGACGAGUCGAUGUCCAGCAUGUUGAGACGGUUCAAGUCACUGUCGGAUGAUUGCAAGGAGUUUCUCGCGACCAAGCUCCCCAAAUAUGCCGUCCCCAGCAUCUUGAUCCCUCUAGCUCGGAUGCCCUUAAACCCGAAUGGCAAGAUUGACAAGCCUGCACUUCCCUUCCCCGACCCGUCGGAUCUAGCUCUCAUGUCUAGGAGGAGAAGUUCAGCCACGGUUGAAAAUAUGACCGAAACUCAGACUCGACUAGCUAAGAUAUGGGCUUCGAUCCUGCCCAACCACACUGCACGAAUGUUCGUACCGAAUUCCAACUUCUUCGAGGAAGGCGGCCACUCAAUCCUUGCACAACAGCUGUUUUUCCACCUGAGGAGAGAAUGGAAAGACAUCAACUUACCAGUGAGUGUGAUAUUCCAGUCCCAGACGCUCCAGGCCCUUGCCGCAGAAAUCGAUCGCGCACAAGACCCCAUCGGUCUUCGCCUCGACACAAUGCCUCUUCCUGCAGAUGGGAUCGUCGAGGAUGAGGCGUAUGCGGCAGAUGCGAGGGAUCUUGUGCGCCAACUUCCCCAGGCUGUGGAUGGGCCACCAAUAGAAUUGGACUAUUCAAGCACGUCUCCCACUGUGUUCCUUACCGGCGCCACCGGCUUCCUAGGCUCAUACAUCCUACACGAACUUCUUGAGGGCCGUACCAAGGCGCGUGUGAUAGCACAUGUGCGAGCUAAGGACGCAGCAGCAGGCCUCGCUCGACUCGAGACCAUAACAAAGGCCUAUGGGCUCUGGUCCCCAAGUUGGACACAGACCUCUAGGCUUAAGGUCGUGGUUGGGGAUAUCUCUAAAGCCCAUUUGGGUCUGUCCCAGGAGAUCUGGGAUCGCCUUGCCGAUGAAGUCGACGUCGUAAUCCACAACGGUGCCCAGGUAAAUUGGAUGCUUCCGUAUUCAAGCUUGCGGGCGGCCAACGUGCUAAGCACAAUGGCUUGCAUCAGCCUCUGCACCACCAAAAAGCCCAAGAGAUUAACAUUCAUCAGCUCCACCUCAACACUGGACAACGAAUACUAUAUCCAGCUCACCCGUAAGGCUGGAGCUGUUGUGCUAGAGGCGGACGAUUUGGAAGGCGGUCGCAAGGGUCUGGGCACUGGGUAUGGACAGUCCAAAUGGUCAAGCGAGUUUCUCGUGCGCGAGGCUGGACGGCGUGGUCUAGUAGGCGCGAUCGUUCGCCCGGGGUACAUCACGGGGGAUCCGCAAUCUGGCACCUCGGUGACUGACGACUUUUUGGUUCGACUGUGGAAAGGAUGCUUGCAGGUCGGCGCGCGGCCGGACAUUGCCAACACGUUAAACGCCGUCCCCGUCACGCAGGUCAGUCGCAUUGUUGUUGCCGCGGCCUUCCAUCUUCCUGCUGCUCUCGGGCAGUCCCUCGGCGUUGCUCAGGUGACCAGCCAUCCGCGCCUGACGUUGAACGACUGGAUAGGUGCUCUGGAGUUAUACGGGUACCGCGUGCCGAUGGUGUCGUACCAGGACUGGUGCAUGAGGGUCAAGGAAUACGUCAGUAAUGACGACUCCAACACGGAGGAGUUUGCGUUGCUCCCACUGUUCCACUUCGUGGUGGGAGACUUGCCUGCGGAUACGGUUGCUCCUGAGCUGGACGAUGCAAAUGCCGCAGCCGCACUGAGUCAGUACAAUGUCAAGCAAGGAGACUCGGCGAGCCAAAAAGAUCCCUUGGCAGCCAAUUCGAUAGGUGUGCAGACUCUGGGCAUGUACCUGGCGUACCUCGUUGCCGUGAACUUCCAACCUGCGCCGCCCUCGACGGGCGAGUUCAAGUUGCCGAUUCUGGACGAAGCGCGGGUCCGGGAAUUGGCCGCAGGCCACUUCGGUGGCAGGUCUGCAAGGCCGUGAACGACGGAGCACAACAAAGACGGCGUCAUAGGUUGAUAUGCCCCGCCCGAGAAAAAAGUCCAGGACGACGAAGGCAACGACAAUGAUAACAGGUGGUCACCUGCACGCGAGACUGUCCAUAGGGAACCUAUCUGGCUGCCACUUUCUCGUGCUGCAAGCGCGGCAUCAAGUCGACGAUGCCUCCUUGGAUCAACAAAUCAAUGCAACAGAUCCUGGGGGCUCUAAGUCGGGAUCAUGCUACCCAUUGAGGCGACCGCUGUGCAGACCUCUAAAGUUGAUCAAAUUUGGUGUUUUGAAUAAAGGGGAAGAUCAAAGCUCAACGGCGGCUGCGGAGCACUGAGGGAGUUCCCUCAGGGGCAGCAGGCGAGCGAAGGGUGAGUAAAGCGGCGAGCGGCCAGUCACGAGGGGAAGUGCGACGACAGCUCUUUCGCAUGGAUACUAUCAAAGUACAUAGUACUACUGUGUAUGCAAGCCACAGCCACAAAAGAUCGAAACACAAGGUGCCGGGAGUUGCAGAACGAGGAGAACAACUUUCGGAUGGGCAAGAAGCCGAAGCUCUUGCCAAGCAUGCCAAGCAUAAUUCCACGUGAUUUCCGGCUUGGCAUUGCCUCGCCUUUGACUCCCUGAAACAGU
Messenger RNA from Exophiala xenobiotica, 4415 nucleotides. RefSeq names its product L-aminoadipate-semialdehyde dehydrogenase, variant. Lineage: Eukaryota; Fungi; Ascomycota; Eurotiomycetes; Chaetothyriales; Herpotrichiellaceae. Gene Ontology annotation, molecular function: L-aminoadipate-semialdehyde dehydrogenase [NAD(P)+] activity. The transcript is spliced from 4 exons. The coding region runs from base 450 to 3782 and encodes 1110 amino acids. The record is from RefSeq and is a predicted model, not a curated record. Gene Ontology annotation, biological process: L-lysine biosynthetic process.